Molecule: messenger RNA, 552 nt
Organism: Rotaria sordida
Lineage: Eukaryota; Metazoa; Rotifera; Eurotatoria; Philodinida; Philodinidae
Source: the annotation of a GenBank genome assembly
AUGAGUCGCUUUUAUCAGCAAUAUGUCGAUCCAGAAAUAAAAGGACAAGGUCCAUUUGAUCCUGUUACAAAAGCUUAUGCUCAUGCUUUAGCUCGAAUUCAUUAUAUGAAUCUUGGUCAACAUCCAGAAUGGUUACGAUCAGCAACCGAAAAUUUUGAAGAUUCCUUAUGGCUACGAGCAUGGCGCAAAGAAUGGCAUCAAAAUUUGACCAUACCAAAAUUUGCUCAUGAAUAUGGUUGUUAUACAGAUCGCUUAGACGAAUUAUUGUCACGUUUGAUAGCUUUUCUUCGUGAACGUACCAUUGAAGAUACAUCAUUAACAUUAAUUCAUACAGAUCUUAAUCCAGACCGUAUUCGAAGUAUUGAUGGAUGUCCGAUAUUUAUUCAUUGGGAGCAAGCAGCAUAUGGUUGUUUUUAUUUGGAUUUACCAAAUUAUUUUUCUGUUGAAACAGCUCUUUGUUAUCGAGAUGCACUCGCUGAACUCGGUUUGAAUAUUCCUCCAGCUUUAUUUAUGGAGCGAUUUCGUGAAGUAAGUCGAUAUAUGGGCUUAUGA